Molecule: messenger RNA, 4762 nt
Organism: Dermochelys coriacea (leatherback sea turtle)
Lineage: Eukaryota; Metazoa; Chordata; Testudines; Dermochelyidae
Product: zinc finger protein 664-like
Exons: 2
Coding region: 382-1596 (404 amino acids)
Biological process (GO): regulation of transcription by RNA polymerase II
Molecular function (GO): RNA polymerase II cis-regulatory region sequence-specific DNA binding; DNA-binding transcription factor activity, RNA polymerase II-specific
Source: RefSeq, a predicted model, not a curated record
UUGACCCAUCUCUGGAUACAUUUUGAGCCCUGUAAAAACAAAAUCUGCCCAUCCCUCCCCACCAAUUUGCCCCCUCUCUCCCCUCAUUUAAAACUGUGUAUAACAGAUUCUGAUUGCCAGUAAGGGCAGAGGCUUCAGCAGAUGUUACUGAGCAUGUUCAGAUCCAUCCAGCCUGCUCAGUAACAACAAAGCAGCCAAUUUCCCUUUUCGCCCCCAGAGGAUGGCUCCAUGAGGAGCAAAAUGCGGAUGAGCAUCCUGGCAGGGCAAGUAGAGUAAUUUCAGAAGGGGCUUAUACUGGAGUUUGGAGAGACAAGGUGGGCAAGGUGAUGGGAUGGUGAGUGAGAACAAGGAGGUGAAUCCUCAGCAGGGAGAUCUGAGCAAAUGGAAGCACAGAGAACACUAUCGGGAAGAUCUGAAGGGGAAGUUUCCUGGACUCCUGAGCAGGGAGAAGCCUAUGAAAAUCAGCACAGGCCAGAGGGGCAGCGGGAAAACUCCCCUGGGGAUAGAUUGGAUAAACCCACUCACCAAGGGGGAGGUUUGAAGGACCUUCCUGAAGACACGAUCCAGCCAGGAAUCUGCACUAAAAGAAAACUGUAUGAAUGUGCUGAGUGCAGGAGAAGCUUUGAUCGGAGAUCACAUCUCAUUGUGCAUCAGAAAAUCCACACAGGAGAGAGAUCCUAUAGCUGUCCUGAAUGCGGGAAAAUCUUCAGUAAUGUCUCAUCCCUGAUUGUUCAUCGGAGAGUCCACACAGGAGAGAGACCCUAUAACUGCUCAGAGUGUGGGAAAUCCUUCACUCGGAGCUCCACCCUUGUUGUGCAUCAGAGAGUGCACACAGAAGAGAAACCCUAUAAAUGCCCCGACUGCGGGAAAAGCUUCAAGCGGAGCUCAACCCUUAUUUCACACCAGAAAAUCCACACAGGAGAGAGACCUUAUAACUGUCUUGAAUGUGGGAAAGGCUUCAGUGAACGCUCAAACCUAAACAAACAUCAGCGAAUCCACACAGGAGAGAAACCCUAUAAUUGCCUUGAGUGCGGGAAAAGUUUCACUCGGCACUCACACCUCAUUAGACAUCAGAGAAUGCACACUGGAAAGAUACCCUAUAGGUGCCCUGACUGUGGAAAAAACUUUAGUGACAGCUCAGCUGUUAUUAGACAUCAGAGGAUUCAUACUGGAGAGAGACCCUAUAAAUGCCUCGAGUGUGGGAAAAGCUUCAAGCAGAGCUCCGACCUUAUGAAUCAUCAGAGAAUCCACACGGGAGAAAAACCCUAUUACUGCCCUGAAUGUGGGAAGGGGUUCAGUCGGAAGGCUCACGUUAUUUCACACCAAAAAAUGCACAGGCCAGAGAGAUCAUUUAACUGCCUCGAGUGUGGGAAAAACUUCAGUAGGAGCUCUGACCUCAUUAGACAUCAGAAAACCCACACUAGAAAGACACCAUAUAAAUGUUCUAUCUGUCAAAAAAGCUUCAAGCAAAGGUCAGAACUUAUUUCACACCAGAGAGCGCACACAACACAGAGAAACUAUAAAUGUUAUGUCUGUGGAAAAAGCUACAAGGCAAAGGUCUCUCUAAUGUCCCACCAGAAACUCCACACAGGCUAGCAAGUGGCAGGAGCUCUCACUAUGGGACAAUGGGUCUGUGCUCUCCUAAAGCAAAGUGUAAAUGUGCUUCAUUGAUAGACAGUCUUUGCAGGGGCAGCAAGUGGAUGAAGGGUUUGGGUUUCAGUGGGGGAUAGUUGACAGGGGCAGAAAAGAACAAAACGCUGGGUACUGAGGAGCUGGGUGAUUUCAGGGUCUGGGGAGAGCAGGCGAUGGGAUUGGUAGAGAGACAUUUCUGUGGGUUACACACAUAUUUUCCAAUUUAGAGGAGAGGUAAAAAUACCCCAUUGCAGUUCUUGUCUGAGUUGUCUUUGUAGCUCCUAGGGCAUCUCUGCAUAGGGAUAGGGGAAUGUUAUUCAGGGAAGUAGCAAGGGGCCCUCUGGGGCUGUAGUUACAAGGCAGUAAAAGCUGCCGAUCUGAACUAACAGGAUGUCGGAGCACUGCUCAGUGUAUUGGACAUCUCUGAAGUCAUGGAUGGUAGGGGCGGCUGGAGAUUGGGGAAUUAAUGGUGGAGAUUCCCCAGAGAGGUGGGGCCAGGUGUGGAGCCACGACUGGGCCAUGGUCAGAGGCCGAGGCUGAGGGUGGUGCAGGGGUGCGGGGCCACGGCUGGGGGCAGCACCAGAGCAGAGCUGGGAAUGAAGCAGGUCUGGGUGGCGUUCCCUCCCACCCCCAAAGGGGUCUGGCCUGGACUCCGCCGCACCCCCCAAAUGUUCCACCGCACCCCACAGUUUCAGGACCUCUGACUUAUUAGAAAGCAGUUGAUUUUUUUUCCUUCCUAAGUGUAAUAUUUUGCAUUUGUCUUUACUGACUUUAUUUCAGACCAAUUCUCCAAUUUGUCAAGGUCAUUUUGAAAUCUAAUCCUGUCCUUGAAAGGGCUAGAAAUCCCUCCCAUCUAGGUGUCAUUCACAAAUUUUAUAAGCAUAUUUUCCACUCUGUUAUCCCAGUCAUUAAUGAAAAUAUUGACUGGUACCAGAUCCUGGACUGACCCCUGAGGGACCCCCACUAGAUAUGUUCCUCAUAUUUGAGUAUGAACCAUUGAUAACUACUCUCUGAGUAUGGCCUUGCAAAGAGUUUUGCACCCACCGUAUAGUGGUCUAGACGAAAUUACAUUUUCCUAGUUUGCUUAUGAGAAUAUCAUGUGGGACUGGGUCAUAAGCCUUACUAAAAUCAAGAUUACUCCUGGGGGAAUUCUGCACCAAAAAAAAAAAAAUCUGCACACAAUAUUUUAAAAUUCUGCAUAUUUUAUUUGUCAAAAUAAUGCGUUUUUUUAAUGCAAAAAGAUCCACAAUAACAGUCAGUCUUGAUUGAGAACAACAUUGCAGGUUAUGCAAAAUAAUUUGUCCCCAUCCACAUACAAUUUUGUAAGGAAUUCUCGAGCACGAGAAGCUGUGUAGCAGUUUUGAUGCAUGAUGUGAAGGCUGUCCAUGUCAUGCAAAAGAAUGAAUAUCCGUUUGUCAUUUGGUAACUUCAUCUGGACCUGGCUGGGUACUUUGGGAAGUGCUUGGUUCUGAUUGUCCUGACAUUUUAUUAACUGCUUGAUAAAUGUUUUAUUUGCCUUCAAAGUCUUUUUUUUUAAAUGGGUAAGUAAAAUAAAUCCUGAGCUAUAAUCUAACCCCAUUGUGUCACUUUGGCACAGGAAAAAGUGAGGAAGCACAUAGAUCUUUCUAGUUGAGGAUUUCCUUACUGUCCUUUAUAAUAAGGCUCCUUUACAUCACUCUGGCAAUGUAAAGGAGCCUUAAAAUGUUUAUAGGUUUUAUGCUCCUGGGGUAAUUGACUGAGAAUGGGAACAGUUAACUAACAAUAGAAACAUUAACCACAUUACUAUGCAGGCAGGCUGCUACAUUUCUGCCUCAGAAAAUGAGAUCAACUAUCAGGAGCACCAUUAACAAUGUUGUUUUUCCCCAUCAAGAACAGUGUUUUGUUUCAAACGUUGAAACAAUUUUGCACAGAAAGAACACUCUUCUUAUUCCACACCUUAUCCCCUCUCAAAUAAAAACUGACUGAAUUUUGUUUCAAUCCAAUCCUUGUGAUCUUCUAUAAAAUGAGCCUCCAGGCAAUUUAAGGGAUAGCACUGGCUGACUGCAUUUCCAAAUCUGGCAAAAUAGCUGCUUGCUUCAUUGCAGUGAAGGAACAUAGGCAGGCAGGCAGGCUGCUACAUUUCUGCCUCAGGGGACAGAGCCUGCCUCCUGCCUAACAAAAAGCCUUACCCCUCCACGCCAGGCACUCUGCAGGAGAAAGGAAGAGGGACAAAGGGCUUGGCUACACUUGCAGAUGUAGAGCGCUUUGGGUUAAACCAGCCUUCGUACAGCGCAGUAGGGAAAACGCUCCAGUCUGUCCACACUGACAGCUGAAAGCGCACUGACAUGGCCACAUCUGCAGCACUUGCAGCUGCAUUGGGAACUGUGCAUUAUGGGCAGCUAUCCCAGCAUUCAAGUGACUGCAAUGUGUUUUUCAAAUGGGGAGGGGGUAGAGUGGAGUGUGUUGUGUGUAUGUGGGAGGAGAAAGAGUGGGUUUUUGGGGUGCUGAGAGUGCAUCAGCAUGCUGUCUUGUAAGUACAGACCCGCCCCCUGACUCCCCCGCCUCUCUCUCUCUCUCAAAGCAAACAUUAGCUGUUUGUUUUUUUCUCGGAGAUAAGCAGCUGGCACUCCGAAACAGAGCUUUGAAAGGGCCACUUCCGCAUUCCUGCCGGAGUUCACAACAAAGACAAGAGAAGCCACUUCAAUUAAUGGGACCUUUCCAGAGGGCAAUCAGAGCGCUGUAAGGUAACUCCUCGUUCACACUGACGCUGUAGCAUCUCACCCAAUACGCAGCAAACCUUAUCCCUCUCGGGGAGGUGGAGUACCAGCAGCGCUCUAGCCAGGGAGUCAGAGCAUUCUACGUGCCUUGCCAGCGUGGAUGGGGAGCAAGUUAGAGCGCUCUGGGCGGCUUUAUUGCGCUGUAACUCACAAAUGUAGCCAAAGCCAGAGUCUCUCCCGCUUGUUUGCUCACGUGCACCCAGCCCUGCCCCUUGACGGUAACUAACUUCCCCCCUGCAGGCAUGCAUGCCCAGCCCCUCUCCCCCGCAGUGAUUUGCAUCUCUGACGGCUACUCUAGGCAUGCUGGAACAGAUGCAUUGCCUGCGCUGCCAGGGAAGAGGUGCAUGUCCCCCACAUAUUUCUUCUGCAUUUUU